AAAAACAAUGUGACAUAUUAUGCUGUGCUUUACCAUGGAAUAAACAAAAAAAAUCUUUUCAGAGGCAGCAAGAAACAGGCACAAGUAAUUACUGUAGCUGAGCAUGCUUACAAGCUGCCAUUUUGACAGGCUGGUGACUGCUGUUCCUGCUAGCUGAUCGGAGAAGGUGGAAUGCAGAGUGAUAAUGCUACAUAUCUGCUGUCAGGCAGUGGAGUAGGGUUUUGUCUUGUAAAGGCAAGGUUUCUCUGCAGUGUUAUCUCAACAGCUUGCUAGCUACUCAGUGAAAGCUGGUGAUCCAGGAGAAGGGUGGUGCCCUUUCCUUUUGCUGCCCUUGUGCACUGCUGGCUUGCUCUGGUAAACAGGCAUUACUGAAGAAGCAGGUGUGCGGUUCAGCUGGACUCUGUACUGCAGGCUGGGCAAAUAACCCUCUCAGGUUUAUGUGCUGCUUAUUAGCAGAUUGGCUAAGGAGAUUCUGCCUCUGGACUUUUCCACAAAGGGAAGCUGCUGUGCAUCUCGGCUUGUGUAAAAGACUUGUGUGUGAGUUAAGCUUAUUAGGAGAGAACCCUUCAUAAAGGGCUAAAUCAGCAAGCGCUACGUAUACUGAAAGUUCUCACUUCCUCUGCACUUGAGGCACAGAGAAACUUGUCUAUCUGGAAAUCUGAAGACUUUUAUAGCAAAUCCUCCAGGGUCAAAAUGAAUACAGAUAGCGGUGGGUGUGCUCGCAAGCGUGCUGCAAUGUCUGUCACAUUAACAGCUGUGAAGAGAGUUCAAAGUUCUCCAAACCUGCUGGCUUCAGGGUCUGAAUCUCAGUCUCCAGAUUCAGCUUGGAGAUCAUAUAAUGAUGGAAGUAGAGAGACACUGAAUGGAGACACUAGCAGUUCAUCUCUCACAGCAAAAGGUUUUAGGAGUGUGCGGCCAAACCUACAGGAUAAAAAAUCACCAACUCAGGCACCUCUGCCACCCCCUAGAAAAGAAAGUUUUCAGAGAGCAAGAAUAACUAAUCACAAAAAGGACAGAAUUAAUCUCCUGGCAGUAACAACUGGGCCAGCUAAACACCUCCCCACAGAUACUGCCUACUGUACUAACGAAGAGUCUGUCCAGAAGACAAUGUCUUCUCAAAUAUCCAACACAAGCAUGUCCUAUGUGCAAAAAAUCACUAAACCACUGGCCUCAACCUCCAGUGUGGGCACGAGCACGGUAGCUGGCAUUAGUGCUACUCUCUAUCAAGGCCACAGACAGCAGUCUCAAAAGCGUAGGAUAUCUACCCUGAAAUUAACCCGGACACAAGACCCAGCAAGUAGCAUUCAUUGUAAUACACAGCAACAGCUCAAGCCUGUUGAAGUGCCAAUAUUUCCACAAAGGCCUGUUUCACCUGCCUGUAACCCUGUGCCUGAGAUACACACAGCAUCUCUUUCCAUUCAGAUAGCUCCCAUCCCUGACAAUAAAGCAGAGCCUGAAAUCCAAGAACAUCCACCUAGUAUUUCUCCAGACACUUCAAAGAUGCCUUCAAAGGAUUUGGGACAAAAGUCUACAGUUCUUCCUUCUGCACAGGCUGCAGAAUGCCAUGUGCUUGGAAACCAGAAAGUAACUGCCCCUGUGAUGGAGGUAAAUGCUUCACAGACACACAGACAAACAGCAACAGAAGCUUCUCCACUGCCUCUUCCUCCUCCUGUGGUACCAGUUAACAGAGCCUCUUUCUCACCAGACAGUGGCACCCAUCUAGUACCAUAUUCUUUGCCAACGCUUGAUGAUUUUUUGCCUUCACGCUUUUAUAAAACCCCAGCCCUUUCACAGUUUUCAUAUAAAUACCCCUUCCUAGCUUCUGAAAGUAUUAUCCACAGGAACGAAACAGCCUCUGUAAGCACAGACUCUGCCAUGAGCGAGUGCUCCUCCCGCACAGUGAGCGAGUCCUCCACAGCCAUUCUAGAUGAGCUACAGACUUGUAGCUAUGAUACUACUGACUGCUCUGAAACACCUUCCCCAACCUUGAGCCAGAUGUCUGCUGUGUCAGAUGGCACCACCUUAACCAACACUGCUGCCACUUCUCAUGCUCAGAUUGCAGUGAAUGGGAACUCUGGCAUUGCUGCCAGCCCAGUGAGUCACUUUCAAAGGCCUUUUUCCCCUUCUUCAGCUUUCCCUCCACCAGCUUCUCUCAAUUCCAACAUUGUUAUCAUGCAGCAUGGCAGGAUGAUGGAGCCCACAGAGAUGUACUCACAGCAUGUUCAGGCUGUUGGCAGCAGCACCACCACCAGUACAAUACCCAUCUGUAGAUCCUCAGAGGAAGAGAAAAAAAUUACAGUCAUUAAAGCUCCACAUUAUGCAGGGAUUGGCCCGGUAGAUGAAUCUGGAAUCCCUACAGCAAUUAGAACGACAGUUGACAGGCCGAAGGAUUGGUACAAGACAAUGUUCAAGCAAAUCCAUAUGGUUCAUAAGCCUGAUGACGACACAGACAUGUAUAAUACUGCAUAUGCAUACAGUACUGGUAGCUACAGUCCAUCCUUCUCUGCUCAGGCACACCCAGCUGCAAAAACUCAGACCUACAGACCAUUGUCUAAAAGUGCUUCUGACAGCAGCUCUGAUGCCUUUAAGGUUUCAUCCCCUUUACCACCUCCGCAUGUGCCACCUCCAGUUCCACCACAUCGUCUGCGGGAAAGGUCUGCAUCAGAAAAAAAUGACUGGGAUCCCCCUGACAGAAAGGUAGAUACCCGCAAAUUCCGUUCUGAACCAAGAAGUAUUUUUGAAUAUGAGCCAGGAAAGUCAUCAAUCCUUGAACAUGAAAGACCGACUGAUCGCAUAAAUCCAGAUGACAUAGAUUUAGAAAAUGAACCCUGGUAUAAAUUCUUUUCAGAACUGGAGUUUGGACGUCCGCCACCUAAAAAGCUUUUGGACUAUGUUCAAGACAGUUCUCCUGGUGUUUCCAAUGAGACUUCCUUAUAUCAUCAUUCUUCAACAGACAAAGGCCUGGACAGGCCCUCUAGUUCUGCAAGUACUGCGAGUGACUAUAGAAAAAGGAGGAAGUCAGAACCUGCUGUAAGUCAUCAGAGGGUGCACAGUGAUCAGAACGCAAGCAGGCCUAGCCUGGGCCGUACAGAUACGCAAGGCUCCUAUACCACCCUUAGAAAGCCUUUAACUAGUUCUUCUCCUUCUUCUCCAUCACGAGCAAAAGGUGGGGAUAUUAGCAAAGUAUAUCCAUCCCUUUUCAGUUAUUCAGUGCACAAUCACAACACCUCAAAUGAAUUAGAUUACUGUAGCACUUACAGACAACAUUUAGCUGUUCCAAGCGAUUCAAGAAGGGCAGUCAGCUACAAGAAUGGCUGGCAAAUGACUCGUCAAAAUGCAGAAGUCUGGAGCAGCACAGAAGAAACUGCUUCUCCCAAGAGAAAAUCUCGCAGCUGUGACGAUCUGUUAACAGAUGGCCGUGAUAGCUUUCCUGAUGCACAGGCCAAGUCUGAAAGCAUGGGCUCUCUUUUAUGUGAGGAGGACUCCAAAGACAUUUGCUCAAUGAACUGGGCCUCCCCAUAUGUUCCUGAGGGCCAUGGUAAUAGUAGGUCAAGAGUUCGUCACAGAUCUGCACAUGAUGCUCCGGGUUUCCUAAAAAUGUAUAAAAAGAUGCACCGCAUCAAUCGCAAGGACUUGAUGAAUUCUGAGGUGAUUUGUUCUGUGAAGUCCAGAAUAUUACAGUAUGAAAAAGAACAGCACAAAGGUAUUCUUCAAGGCUGGAGAGAGUCUUCUACUGAAGAGGUGCCUAGACAUAUGGUGCCAACCAGGAUAUCUGAAUUUGAAAAAUUAAUUCAGAAGUCAAAAUCAAUGCCGAAUCUAGGUGAUGAAAUGUUGUCAACUGUUACGCUAGAGCCUCCUAAAAAUGGCUUAUGUCCAAAGCGGCGAUUUUCUAUAGAAUCCCUGCUGGAGGAAGAAAAUCAAGGUAGACAUCCCUCUCAGGUACAACGAAACUGCAAGUCUAAAACUCUCGUGCCAAUUCAUAUCGAAGUGACCAGUGAUGAGCCACAGCGAUCGCAUAUGGAUUUUUCAGACAGUGAUCAAGAUGGAGUGGUUUCUGAUCUCAGUGACUUUAUCCAGAUAGAGGGUUCAUCCUUUUGUAGUGAAAGUGACUUUGACCACUUCUCCUUCACCUCUUCUGAAAGCUUCUAUGGAUCAGGCCAUCACCACCACCAUCACCGGCAUCUCAUUAGCUCCUGCAAAGGGCGAUGCCCAGCCUCCUACACCCGCUUCACCACCAUGCUGAAACAUGAAAGGGCUAAACAAGAAACCACUGAAGAUCCUAGGAGGCAUGAAGCAGAAUCUGGCCUCUCUAAGAUAGCAUUUCUAGUCAGUCCAGUGCCUUUCCGGAGGAAAAAAAGUGCAGCUCCUAAAAAAAAGGCUGAAAAGACAAAAUGCAAGUCAUCUGUAUUUGAAGCACUAGAUUCUGCGCUUAAAGACAUCUGUGACCAAAUUAAAGCUGAAAAAAGAAGGGGAAGUUUGCCUGACAACAGUAUAUUGCACAGACUAAUUACUGAGCUGCUUCCAGACAUUCCAGAAAGGAAUUCAUCUCUUACAGCUCUGAAAAAAAGCCCCAUGCACCAGCCUUUUCAUCCUCUGCCUCAAGAUGGUGCUAUUCAUUGCCCACUGUACCAGAAUGAUUGUGGAAGAUUCCCUCUUAGUGCCUCUUUUCAAGACGUGGACGCAACUAACAACAACAACCAAGACAAUGAUAGUGCACUGUGUUUCCAAGACCAGGAAUCUCCUGGAAGCUAUUCUGCUUUCACUGAUGUGGGACGAUGUAUUCCAAGGGAGAGAAGAGGAACUACGGACAAAGAGAAACUGCCAGCUAGAGCUGUAUAUGACUUUAAUGCUCAGACUUCUAAAGAGCUGUCCUUUAAGAAAGGAGAUACUGUCUAUAUCCUCAGGAAAAUUGAUCAAAACUGGUAUGAAGGUGAGCACCAUGGAAGAGUUGGAAUAUUCCCAAUUUCUUAUGUUGAGAAGCUUUUUCCUCCAGAAAAAGCACAACCUGUGAGGCCACCUCCCCCUGCACAGAUUGGAGAGAUUGGAGAAGCUAUUGCCAAAUACAAUUUCAGUGCAGACACAAAUGUGGAGUUAUCGCUCAGAAAGGGAGACAGAGUAAUUCUUCUUAAGCGAGUUGAUCAAAACUGGUAUGAAGGCAGAAUACCAGGAACCAACAGACAAGGCAUCUUCCCUGUUUCCUAUGUAGAAGUCAUCAAAAAGAAUGCAUCAAAAAGCACUGAUGACUACCCUAAUCCUCCAAUACCCCAAAGCUAUUCUAGUGACAGAAUACACCAUUUAAGUUCAACUAAGUUGCCUUCUCAAGCACUGUCCCCACUUCCUAGAUACCAUUCCUCCUCUUGGUCACAUGUUGAUCAAAAGCUCCUCCAGGCUGCUACUAGUGACUGGUUUUCACAGACUGUGAGUUUUUUCCUUCAAGCACGUACGUGCACCUUACCUUCUCCACCAUUUCCAAACGGUUUUCUUUGUGAUGUAGAAGAACUCAGCUCUUUGGCCUUAACAGCAUCCCGAUCUGCAGCAAUUCCCCCAAGUAAUUUCAUUCACCAAGCUAAGGAUGAUCAUUCUAUUCCAAAUACAAAGGUCCCUCUCAGCUCUCCUAUAGCUCUUCCUCAGCCCUUUCUUGUAUCUACAUCUGUCUCAUCUUCAGCCAGCUCAUCUCAUGACACAGCACAUAACCAUAUAAGCAACAAUACCAAACUGAGAAAAGAUAAAGACUUGCAAGGGAUACUUGGCUCUUCAGUUAUCAAAGUAACUAGAGACUUGUCAGAUACUAAAAGAGAACGUGAACGUGUUGGCACCAUUUCUGAUAUCUCUCUGCCACAUAAAGGUGGCUCCGUCCCCAGAGUGCUAGUUGCAACUGCUGAACAUGAAGAGGAAAUCGGUACAGGAAAUCUAUCAGUUCAUAUAGGGGAUCAGUCAAAGCUUCAAGAAUCAGAUUUCUACAGAGAAGCACAAGACACAACAGAAAAAUGGCCAAGUCUCUAUAUAGAGGAGGAUCUAAGACAUGACAAUCUAGAAUUUCCAAUAGCAAGUAGAGGAGACACCAUGGUAUAUUAUAAAGGAUAUGCUUCACCAAAUAUCGAUAAGGCUGAUUUAAAGAGAGAGAUAUUUGUUAUGGGUAAACCUCCUCGUAGCCCUGUGAUGACUAAGAGAUCCUGCAGCUCACCUGUCAGAGGUCACAGCUAUUCACACAGGCCACAGCGCCCUGUGUUUGCUCAUGAAAACAUACACACUGGGGGGGAACCGUUUCAGGCUCUGUAUAACUAUACCCCUAGGAAUGAAGAUGAAUUGGAGCUCAGAGAGGGAGAUGUCAUUGAUGUGAUGGAAAAAUGUGAUGAUGGAUGGUUUGUGGGAACCUCAAGAAGAACCAAAUUCUUUGGUACUUUCCCUGGAAACUAUGUCAAGAGGCUGUGAAUUUUUUUUCCUACUUAUUUAUGCUGCAUCUCUACAACACAUCUGCAUAAAGCUGCUAGAAAACAUGCUACGCAGGCCUUCUGUUUUCUUGCUUGCAGUCUCACAUAGAGGCCAUCUAGUUCAUCCUCAUCCCAUCCCAUCCGCCAAACUUUCCAGCAGUAUUACAGCAACGACUACAGCGUCAAAAGCUAAACUUUUCUGAAACAAGAGGAAUCGUUUCAACAUUUAAGUACUCGUUGUUUUAAACAUUUUUUGAGACACAAGAAUAGGAAAAGCCUGAUGACAGGUACACAGGUGAAUUGCCAUGGGGGUUUGGGGUGGGCUGUUCCUGUUUUGAGCAUUAGUGGUACUAUCAUGUAGCAUUAUGGAAAAAAAAAUACAUAUUUUCAACAUGCACGUGUUACAGAGGGGAAGUUGCUGUUUACUAUUAACAAAAAAAAAGUUAUUUGAGUUUCAAAAUUAUUUUUAGCUUGGCAGCACAUGUUGCUUUCACUUCGCUGUAUCACAGGUUUGCCUAUUGUACUGGUUUACAAUGUAUGAAAAAUUAUAAUACAGAUUUUUUUGCCUGCACUUGUAUGUUGUAACAUAUGCACAGUCAUUAUAAAAUCUCAAGCAAGCAUAGUGAAAAAACAGGGGAACUUAGAAGUGUUCUGAAUGGGUGCAAUGGUAUGGGCUAAACCUUUCUUUUUUUUUCCACAAAAAGCUAUAGUGUUUUUUGUUAAAAGGUAAGAAAGUGCAAGAGGUAUGAAACCUUGCUAAACAGGAUUUAAUGAAGAGACAGACAAUGAUAUAAGCAUAGACAAUAAUAACCUGCUACUGAUGUCUGACUUUAAAUGGUUGUAAUCAAAAUGUUGUAAUAGUCAGCAACAUGAAAUGUGACAGUUUAGUGUUUUUACGUAUCACAUGAAUUUUAAGCAGGACGUAAACAGUGUUAGUGUAAAGUUUUCUAACAUAGCCACCUGAAAAAUAUUCACAAGUAUCAUGUACUGAUUUUAUUUCACUACAUAUAUAUGUUAACAAAACCUGAGCUACACAUUCUUUUUUAGGAAUUUAGUACAGAAAAAAAAGUCAUACAUAUUGAAAACUGAUACAUUUUAGGUUUUUUUUCCUGAAUGAACAAGUAUUUGAAAACAUAUACUUUCCUUAAACAAAGGCAAACAUAAACAAUAUAUGAAAUUAAGGCACAGGAUGGUAACAACUAUGGCUUUAUACAAAAAAAAAUCGGAUUUGGUUUCUUCAGCACCUUAUAGAUGGCAAAAGCUUUUACUGUAUUUCUCAUGGGUAAAGGAUUGAAAUUAUCAAAAUGUAUUUAGUCUCUGUAGCAUUUUGUACAUAUGUUUGCUUUUUUUUUGUACAGAGCCAUUUUGUUGUUGAUUUAAAAAAAAUAAAAUUAAGUUCCUUAUUUGAUUUUUGCCCUUUUCCACAUAUAAAACAUUUCAGUGCAUUUUUAUUUACUUGCCCAACUUACCAUAAGGACAUCUGGGUAGUGCAAUUUUGUAAAAUAGCAUUUUAUGCAGAAUUUUAUUAAUUAAAAUAUGGUUUACCAGCCAAAUCUAAAUGUACAUAUGUCUUUAUUACUCAGAAAUGUCAUUAAGACAAAGGUAAAGAAACAUCUUUGUGCAGCAUACCUUUAUUAUUGCAGAUUUCAUGGCAAAAGCUUUAUAUUUCAAAGGCUUUCAAUUUUAAAUUAGAUCUGCAUGCAGCUUUGCUGUGAAAUUAAUACCUAUCUUUGAUGCCAUUUAUGAUUGAAGACUUAAAUAUCUGUUGCCUGUGAUAUUUAAAAAGUACUGUUUCUACUCUGUAUCUGAUUUAAAAAAAAUAUAUACAAGUUUUUCAUACCUGUCUUUCAGGUAACUGACUUGGAAUUCUUACAAGCAAAAGGUCUCUGUGGUUUUUUUUUUUCCUUGAAUAGACUUCUAAUAAAUUUUGCUUGGAGUACACAA
Messenger RNA from Dromaius novaehollandiae (emu), 8375 nucleotides. It is a transcript of the gene SORBS2, whose product is annotated as sorbin and SH3 domain containing 2. The record is from RefSeq and is a predicted model, not a curated record. Gene Ontology annotation, cellular component: synapse; dendrite; plasma membrane. Gene Ontology annotation, biological process: Notch signaling pathway. Lineage: Eukaryota; Metazoa; Chordata; Aves; Casuariiformes; Dromaiidae. Gene Ontology annotation, molecular function: protein binding.